Ochotona curzoniae (black-lipped pika) is the source of this 3000-nucleotide messenger RNA. RefSeq names its product fukutin related protein (gene FKRP). Gene Ontology annotation, biological process: protein O-linked glycosylation via mannose. The record is from RefSeq and is a predicted model, not a curated record. The coding region runs from base 1067 to 2557 and encodes 496 amino acids. Gene Ontology annotation, cellular component: Golgi apparatus. NCBI's taxonomy places the organism in Eukaryota, Metazoa, Chordata, Mammalia, Lagomorpha, Ochotonidae. The transcript has 2 exons.
GCCGGGGGCGCGCGAGCCCAGGAUGGCACCCUGCGCGCGCGCCGGCCUGGGCGCUUCUGGCAGGAAUGAAGAUGAAGAUAGGGGUCGUGUCUGACUCUUUUUCCAAAUCCACAUACCCUUGUCCUGGACAGUCAUUGUCAGGGGUGACCACUAGGGGUGGAAUUAGCGGGGGGGGGGGGGGGGACGGGGAACACGGGCAUCCUUUCUGGUGCCUGGCUGAGCCAGUUGUCAUGGUAACCCUUUGGAAGCCUGGAGCACCGUCCUCCUCCCUCCCUCGUUCCUUCCACCUUUGUGGUUAAGGAGCCCCAAACCCAGAACCAGGAGGAGAUUUCUAAGCUAAUCUACGUCCCUGCUGAUCCUGUCCACUACCAGCCUUGUCACUAUGGCAUCCCUCUCUCACCUUGCACCCCGGUGAAAGAGCCCACAGCCCCAAAGACACUAAUCGCUAAGAAAAGCAUCUCUUCCCAACCCCCUCCCCCGGUAGCUACCCAGCUGGUGUUACCAUGGUAACCAUCGCCCCCCUUCCAUCCGUGGGAGGGCCCCUGGACCAAACCAACCAGGUGUUUUUAUUUAGAGGAAAGAGUCUGCUGGGGCCAGUUGCUAUGGUUUCAGGACCUGGACCAGCCCCCAGGGAAGUGGGAAACAGACAAGGCCAAGCCCUGGUUACUAUGGUAACAUGAUAGCCCACCCCCCUUUCCUUCCAGGGACCCUAGGCACCAGGCCUGCCAAAGCAGGGACCACGGGAUUGUCUCUUAGGGGUGGAGUAUGUUUGGGGAGGGGGUAACAUGGUUACCAUUUGUGAGCCCUGUUCUCCAGAGAGAAGCAGCUCAAGGUUGUCAUGGUAGCUGACGCCUGAGAUGCCCCAGGUGGUGCCCUGGCUGAUGGCAGGUCAGGAAGGACUCCCUGAUGCCACCUUGCUGUCCUGUGUGCCACUGGCUGACUCGGGGUUUCUCUUCUUCCCGCAGCGAUGCCACUGAGCUGGACUCGAGCCGCCCUCCCGGAGCCGCCCCAGCCUGCAGCCUAGGAGGAUGUCACCGAGGCCCAGCUAGGGCCUGACUUGGGCCCCAUGCGGCUCACCCGUUGCCAGGCUGCGCUGGCAGCCGCCAUCACCCUCAACCUGCUGGUGUUCAUCUAUGUCUCCUGGCUGCAGCACCAGCCCAGGCACUCCCGUGGCCGGGGCUCCCGGCGUACCUCCUCCGCCUCCGGCCCCCGUGUCACCGUGCUGGUACGGGAGUUCGAGACCUUUGACAACGCCGUGCCCGAGCUGGUGGACUCCCUGCUGCAGCAGGACCCAGCGCAGCCUGUGGUGGUGGUGGCAGACUCGCUGCCCUAUCCGCCCCUGGCCUUGCCUCGCAUCCCCAAUGUUCGCCUGGCCCUGUUACAGCCCGCCUUGGACAGGCCGGCUGCGGCCUCGCGCCCACAGACCUAUGUGAACACCGAAUUCGUGGCCCUGGUGCCAGACGGCACGCGGGCUGAGACCCCGGGCCAGCUGGAGCGCAUGGUGGAGGCGCUCCGGCAGGGAAGCGCACGCCUGGUGGCCGCCCCAGUGGCCACGGCCAACCCUGCCCGGUGCCUGGCCUUGAACGUGAGCCUGCGGGAGUGGACCGCGAGCUACGCCGCUGCACCCUCCGCACCCCGCUGCGAUGCCCUGGACGGGGAUGCUGUGGUGCUCCUUCGUGCCCGCGACCUCUUCAAUCUCUCUGUACCCCUGGCCCGGCCGCUGGGCACCAGCCUCUUCCUGCAGACUGCCCUGCGUGGCUGGGCCGUGCACCUGCUGGACUGGCCCUUCGCCGCCGCACGCCAGCCCCCACUGGGCACAGCGCACGCCCGCUGGAAGGCGGAGCGCGAAGGGCGAGCACGGCGAGCGGCGCUGCUACGCGCACUGGGCAUCCGCCUGGUGAGCUGGGAAGGCGGGCGACUGGAGUGGUUCGGCUGCGGCAAGGAGACGGCGCGCUGCUUUGGCACAGUGGUAGGCGACACACCAUCCUACCUGUACGAGGGGCGCUGGACACCCCCGUGCUGCCUGCGCGCGCUGCGGGAGACAGCCCGCUACGUGGUGGGCGUGCUGGAGGCGGCCGGCGUGCGCUACUGGCUGGAGGGUGGCUCGCUGCUGGGGGCCGCGCGUCACGGGGACAUCAUCCCGUGGGACUACGACGUGGACCUAGGCAUCUAUCUGGAGGAUGUGGGCAACUGCGAACAGCUGCGGGGGGCCGAGGCUGGCUCAGUGGUGGACGAGCGCGGCUUCGUGUGGGAGAAGGCCGUGGAGGGCGAUUUCUUCCGCGUGCAGUACAGUGAGAGCAACCAUCUGCACGUGGACCUGUGGCCAUUCUACCCCCGCAACGGGGUCAUGACCAAGGACACGUGGCUGGACCACCGGCAGGACGUGGAGUUCCCGGAACACUUCCUGCAGCCUCUGGUGCCCUUGGCUUUCGCGGGCUUCAUGGCGCAGGCGCCCAACAACUACCGGCGCUUCCUGGAGCUCAAGUUCGGCCCUGGCGUCAUCGAGAACCCCGAGUACCCCAACCCAGCGCUCUUGAGCUUGUCAGGCAGCAGAUGAAGCCCCGGGGUCCUGGGAGUUCUGGGGGAUUGAGGGACCGGGCUUUUCUUGGGGAUGCUGGGUGAUGAGGGCUGGGGGAGAGGGAUAGAGAGGGAGGGAAGGGGACUGAGCGACCCAGAAAGAUGAGGGAGAAGUUUGACUUCGGCAGGAAAGCUCAGGCCGGAGAUCCGACGCCUCUUCCGGAGAUUCUCUUUGAGUCCAAGAAUGUGGGUAGGUUUGGGAACAUCUGGAGGGUGUUGAGGGCGCUGGCUUGUAGUGGGCAAGUCAGGGGACUCCUGGCUGAACCUGCAGGGCCCAGCACACAGUCUCGGAGCCGUGCCCACAACCGGGAGCGAGCUGGAAGAGAAUUUUGGAAAGAGAAUGUGCGAGUAGGGACUGGGAGGGUCACACUGUGAAGGUCGAGGGGCCUGGCUGCCACUGGUUCCCAGUAUCCUCACCCUCCU